AUGGGUGGCACUUCGAAAUCUCGCUUAACAGCGGAUGCUAUUUGUUCGAUGAUACCGGCUCAUGUUCUACAUUUGGCAGUGUCAAUCAAAAAUUUGAAUGAACUCAAAAUUGUUCUUGAGCGACUUGAACAUUUGUCAAGUGCCAGAUUCUUUUUCGAUCAUACGCCAUGUUUGAGUCAAUUUCACGAAUGGUUUAAAACGAAAAAACAAGGUCUGUCAUAUCGGACAGAGCGUUUCUCGCUGCACGUAUGGCUUGAAAAUAACAGCGUUCAGUCAAAUGAAGUGAGAGUUGGUAAUAAACGGAUCAAACUAGCUGAUGAUCAUCGUGACUCAUGA
Molecule: messenger RNA, 336 nt
Organism: Didymodactylos carnosus
Lineage: Eukaryota; Metazoa; Rotifera; Eurotatoria; Philodinida; Philodinidae
Source: the annotation of a GenBank genome assembly